CAACAAACAAACACACAGACUCGUUUACUGUCUCUCUCUCAAUCUCUGAGUAUUCUCUCUCGCUAAUGGAGCCUGCUCAGAUCGACUGGAAGCGAAUCGAUUCACGCUUUGUGGAAGACGUCUUCUACGAACACCUCCGAGCUCCCAAAUAUUUCGACUUCUUGGCCCCUAACCACUUACAAGACUCCGUAGACGAUGACGCUUGGUUCUGCAAACCUGAUUGUAAUCAUCCCAAGAGACCUGAAGAUUUCUUCCAAACCCCAACUUCUUCCAAGCAUACGAAUCAGACACCAGGAUCUAGCACAGAGAAGAAUCAAAGGAGGAAGGGACAUGAAGACAGUGAAAACAAGAAUCCAAACUCAACCACGCCUCCAAGAUCAUGGCGAGCAGCACUCAAGUCAUCUUCCGCCAAGAAGAUGAGUAAGGAGACACCGAAGCUAAAGAGCACACAAUCAGCUAGGAAUCUGUUCUCAGGGAGAGAUUUGUUUGGACACAUCUCAGAGUUCUGCUAUGAGUUGAAGAGAUUGGCUACAAGGGUUACUGAGAGAGAAGAUACUACUGGGAAGGUUGAAGUGAAUCAGCCUUACUCUGUUCAUGAGUUGGAGUUGAAGAAGGAAAGAAAGCCGUUGCUGGAAGUGAGCAAAGAGAAGGUUUAUGAGUCCACUGAUGUUAAAGGAAAUGCGUUUAAGGAGAACCGUAGAAGGAAGAAGAGAAUGGAUGAUACGGAGAAUAUUCCUGUCUCUGUUAAUGUGGAGAAUGUAGUAAAGAUGAAAGGAGAGGAGUGUAGAAGAAUUAAGAGAGUGGAUGAUGCAGAGAAUAUCCUUACGCCUCUGAAACUUGGGAAUGUAAAGAACAAAGGGCACGAGCGGUUACUGCAGCAGAUAAGAACAAACCCACCAUCUCCUCAGUGCUUCUCAGAGAACCGGACAGCUUCUUUGAAGGCCUUGAGUACCAAACCUACGGAAAAGGGAGUGGUUGAAGAAGUGGUGAAGAGAAAGGAGGAAGAAGAGCAGAGCAGAGACAGUAACAACAACAAAGAAGGGAGGGCUUUGGACGUUCUCUGGUUCUUAAAGCCUUGCUCAAUGGCCAACUAAAAUACUUUUUUUCUUUACCAAGUUUCUUUCUAUAUUUGAUUCAUUCUUUUUUUUUUUUUGUUUAAGUUCAUUUCAGAUGAUCAUGCUCAGAUUCAAGAACAUGUAAUGUUCUGAGCAAUUUGUAUCAUCAAUCUCACCUUACAUACAAUAAAAUAAAAUUUGUUUAAAUAAAUAGAGGUUGCAAGAGAACAA
This is a messenger RNA of Eruca vesicaria subsp. sativa (arugula), 1286 nucleotides long. NCBI's taxonomy places the organism in Eukaryota, Viridiplantae, Streptophyta, Magnoliopsida, Brassicales, Brassicaceae. The record is from the annotation of a GenBank genome assembly.